Paramecium sonneborni is the source of this 1338-nucleotide messenger RNA. NCBI's taxonomy places the organism in Eukaryota, Ciliophora, Oligohymenophorea, Peniculida, Parameciidae. The record is from the annotation of a GenBank genome assembly.
AUGAAUGAAAGGGAAUCACGUACAUCUUAUAGAGCAUUCUCUUCAAAUCCUACUUCUGCACCUUAAAAUGCUUAUGCUACAGCACUUAAGUCAUUAUAAAACAAAUUAAAGGGAGUUGAAGAAUUUAAAAAAUCUAUUGAUAAUCCUUCUAAUUGCCUAAUUGAUUAACUCAAAAAAUAAAUAAAUGAUUUGUAAAAUGAAAAUGAAAAAUUGUAAUUUUUAUUAAUGAAAACUAAUCAAGAAAAUUAGAUGAAUUUUGUCGCAUCAUAAUAAAUUGAAGUUUUAUAAGCUGAAAGAUUAUAACAUCUUAAAGAUUAUUAAGAUAGAGUUAGUGAUUUAAUCAGAAAAAAUGAAGAAUUAAAACAUGAAAAACAUGAUAUUUAAAUUGCAUUUGACAUUUUACAAAGAUAAUUAUAAGCAUAUAAAUCUAAUGAAAAAGGAUUUUUACAUAAAGUUGAACUUAAAAAAUUUGAAGAAAAUGCUUCUCUUUUAACAAGUGUUUAAGAUCUUAAAAUCAAACUUGAUUUAAAGGAUUAAUAACUUAAAAAAAUAGAAAAAAAAAUUGAAUUUUUAGAAAAUGAAAAAGAAUAGGUUCUUCAAGAAUUUUCUAAUUAUAAAUCUAAAUAUCCUCCAAUGAAAUUACAUGAUUUCGAAAAACAAAUUCAUGCAUUAAAAAUUUAAUUAGAUGAAAAAGAUAAGCAACAUUCUAGAUAUAUUGAUGAUAUUGAAAAUAAUAAAAAUAUUAGAGAAGAAUAAUUAAAUAAAAAAAUCUAAGAUUUAAAUAGUAAAUGUAAUGAAUAUUAAUAAAUUAUUGAACAACUAAAUUAAGAUUAUAAAGAUUUAAGUCUGAGAUACCAGUAAGUUAAAAUUAAAUUAGAUUAUGAAGAAAGAUAGCAUAGAUAUAUUAGUAGAAAGUUUAGUUAAGGGGAAACUGAAAUUAAAUAAGAUUAUAAAGAAUAGAAAACUAUAACUAAAUUAAAUAUAGAUUAAAUGCCUUCUCCUCUAACAAGUCCAAGAUUAGAUCAUAAUAGCUUGAGAUAAAAUUCAUUAAAAUAAGCUAUAAAAGAAUGUUUGGAAGACAUGUAAAACACUUCUAAUUUUAAAUUUUGUAGUUCAGAUAAAAAAACUGAAAAUAAAAAGUAGUAAUUGUUAUCACCUUUUUAAAACUCUCGUUAAGAAGAAAUUGAAACAAAACUCAAAGGACUUAAUCAAAAAUAUGAGAAUUUAAUUUGGUAAGCUUAAAAAGAAAAUGAUUUAAAUUAAAAAGCUUUGAUUAGAAAGUAAUUACUAGAAAUAGCAGAAUAAAUAAAAGAAACUAGUAAGUUUGAAAAAACAUGA